CUCUCAACUCUUUAUCUACACCACUAUGAAAACGUCAACUUUCGAACCGAAAUCAACAAAGACUAUCCGAUAUUACUACCUCUUUACAACCAUCACCCUUGUGCUUGUCAUUCACAAAUUUCUCUCCUUCGGAAAUACAUCUCCACCACCGAUCCUGUUUCAGUAUGUCACCAAUGAAGAUCCCAUCCAACAUAUAGGCCAACCCACACUUAAUCCCGAUUCAAAACACCGUCACACGGCAGGAAAUGCCAUGGUAGCUUGUGAUGUGCCAUUAUGUUCCACUAUGGGUAAACAGAUCCUUCAAUCAGGAGGUAAUGCAGCUGAUGCGGCCGUCACUGUUGCUCUUUGUAUUGGAUCAAUUAACUCUCACAGUUCAGGUAUAGGUGGAGGUGCAUUGAUUUUACUGAAACAUGGCAGGGAUGUCGUGAGUAUAGAUGCUAGAGAGAUGGCCCCUUCUGGUGCAUUCAAGGAUAUGUACGAACAUGAUGGAAGUUUGGCUGGUGAGUUGUUGAGCAAGAUUGGUGGAUUGAGUAUUGGUAUUCCUGGAGAACUUGCUGGGUUGUACCAGUUGUUUAAAUUGCAUGGAUCAGGACAUUUAACUUGGGCUGAGUUGAUUGACCCGGUUAUUAAGUUGAAUAGAGACGGAUUUGAAUGUUCUGAAUUGUUUGAAGGGGUUAUUGAAAAACAAAGCAAGAUCCUAGAUUUGAUUCCUUCCAUUAAGACAAACUGGGAUUUCAUAUUCAAUAAAGGUGAGCAUUUAAGACACGGUGACUGGAUUAAAAGAAAGAACUAUGCAAAUACUCUUGAAUUAAUUGCAAAGAACGGAUCUAGUCUGAUAUUCUAUGAUCCUCAAGGCCCAAUUGUUCCUAAUUUGGUCAAGACAAUCCAUCAAUAUGGAGGUAUUGUUACUAGUGAAGAUUUCACAAAGUAUGAGGUUAAUAUUGAUGAAGCAAUUACCAGUACUUUUCAAAACAAGACGAUUUACACCGCUAGUGGGAUUUCAUCUGGUCUUGCUUUGGUUUCAGGAUUGAAAUUUUUCGAUAGAGUAUACAAUAAAGACGAUGAACCUACUUCAUUCAAUCAUAAGCUAAUUGAAUCUUUCAAAUGGUUGACUCUGGUUAGAAGUAGGUUAGGUGAUGUUUCACCUGAGUAUCAACAAGAGCUUAUAUCCAAUUAUACCAGCGAUCAUUGGAUUGAUGAAGUUUUAUCAACGGGUAAGUUCUCACCAAAUACUACUUUCCCGUGGAAGAACUAUGAUCCCAAGUAUGAUAUUGUUGAAGAUCACGGUACUGCGCAUUUUAGUAUUGUUGAUAAAGAUGACAAUGCCGUAGCAUUCACAACUACGGUUAAUCUCUUAUUUGGUUCCAUGAUUUAUGAUCCUGCAACCGGGAUUAUUCUUAAUGAUGAAAUGGAUGAUUUCUCCAGACCACAAAUAUCAAACGCUUUUAAUUUGACUCCUUCGAUAUACAAUUUUAUCAAACCUUAUAAACGACCAUUGUCUUCCAUGGCACCAACCAUAAUUAUGGACUCACAUAACAGGACGGAAUUGGUCAUUGGUGCUGCUGGUGGCAGUAGAAUAACUCUGGCUAUUUUGCAAGCAAUAGUAAGACAAUUUUAUAGAGGAACAAGUUUAUUACAAGCUAUUGGGUUCCCUCGAAUGCAUCAUCAGUUAAUUCCACAAUAUGUUAUGAUUGAGAAUUUAACUAUGUUUGAUGAGGAAUUUGUGGGUGUGAGAGAAAAGUUAGAAGCUAUGGGCCAUGAGUUUGUUGAGACGGGGACAUUGACUGCUAUGAAUGGAAUUAGAAGGGUUGGACAGAAAUUGGAAGGGGUUUGUGAUUGGUGGCGGAAGAGAGGUGAAGCUGACGGGUAUUAGCUGGGUAAUUUAUUCUGAAUAGACUGUAAUAUUAUAAUUUACAUUACAAUUGUUUUUU
Spathaspora passalidarum NRRL Y-27907 is the source of this 1931-nucleotide messenger RNA. It is a transcript of the gene CIS2, whose product is annotated as gamma-glutamyltransferase. NCBI's taxonomy places the organism in Eukaryota, Fungi, Ascomycota, Pichiomycetes, Serinales, Debaryomycetaceae. The record is from RefSeq and is a predicted model, not a curated record. Bases 26 to 1873 code for a protein of 615 amino acids. Gene Ontology annotation, molecular function: glutathione gamma-glutamate hydrolase. Gene Ontology annotation, cellular component: plasma membrane; fungal-type vacuole. The transcript has a single exon. Gene Ontology annotation, biological process: glutathione catabolic process.